Messenger RNA from Pecten maximus, 2689 nucleotides. RefSeq names its product solute carrier family 46 member 3-like. The transcript has 5 exons. The record is from RefSeq and is a predicted model, not a curated record. Gene Ontology annotation, molecular function: transmembrane transporter activity. Gene Ontology annotation, biological process: transmembrane transport. Bases 120 to 1580 code for a protein of 486 amino acids. Lineage: Eukaryota; Metazoa; Mollusca; Bivalvia; Pectinida; Pectinidae. Gene Ontology annotation, cellular component: membrane.
AUUUAACGAUACAAUAUGCAACAGACGUCACAAUAUGCACGUGAUUGCUGAAUCCUAAAACCACGGAUAUUUAACAGCAAAGUGAUAAAUGAAAUUUAAUGUGAUUAUAAGAAGAUGAAAUGAUGACUAAAGAAGGUAGCGACGAACAUUCCUCUUUGCUGAGGGAGAAUUCAGUUGACCGGUCACAUCCACCUGCAGAUAUACCCAGACGAUUGAUGUGCCCCUGCAUCAUUGAAAUUACUAUUUCGAUGUACUUUGUUGCGAAUGUUAUCACUGUUCCUAUAAGUCAGUUUUAUGUAUACAACCAGGUCGCCAAGUCAUAUGGAAUCCCAAACUACAUCAGGAAUGAUGAAGCUAGUAUUUGUGAUAAUAAGAACGACUCGGAGACGUCAGAUAUCAUCAAUAAUAUUCAGAAGGAAGCUUCAAACCAACUUAUGUACAUGUCUUUUGUCAGUAGCUUUACAGCUGUCAUACCGACAUUCUUCCUCGGAUAUGUUUCAGACAGAUGGGGAAGAAAGGUCUCAUUUUUGAUCACCAUAUUGGGGCUUUUACUUCACCAGCUUGUAUAUAUUGUUGUAUUUUACCUUGAAGCCCCUCUGGCCUAUCUCUACAUUGGGAAUGCCUUGGAGGGAAUCACUGGGUACAUGUCCUGUGCCAUAAUGACGGCAUUCAUUAUGCUUGCGGAUGUCACACCCCCUGGGAAGCAACGUGGAUUCAGGAUAGCAGUAAUGGAAGGGGUACUUGCUUCAAGUGUAGGGUUGGCCAUAAUGGGAGGGGGCUUCUGGAUCAAAUACUCAGGCUUUCUCAUUCCUAUGUUGUGUUCUACUGGCCUCUCUGUGGUCACCAUCAUAGUGUGGUUAGUGGCGGUACCGGAAACAAGACCGUUCAGAGAGAACCACAGCCAAAGUGGGAUUAGCAUCAACAUCAUCAAGCGAUGUUUUGUAUUUUACUAUGAAGAGACAACACAGAAAAGAAGAGGUAAAAUGGUAGCUCUUUUAAUUAUUCUGGUCAUGACUGCUACAUGCUUAACGUCGAAAUCCAAUGUGACAACGCUUUUCCUGUUGGGCCAACCAUUUUGUUGGUCCGAGGUCCAUAUCAGUGUGGUGAACUCCCUUCAGAUCUUCAUCAACUGGAUUGUAGGAAUCGCAUUUCUUCGAUUGAUACAGUAUUGGAUGCGAGACGUGAGUCUGCUUUCCUUGGGCUGUUUCAUCGGAAUAAUUGGCUUUGUUACCCUAGGAUUUGCCCAAUAUGACUGGAUGAUCUAUCUGUAUAUGGUGAUAGUGACUUUUUCUGUUCUUGUUGUCCCAGUUUCCAGGUCCAUGCUGUCAAAGCUGGUUUCUUCAGAAGAACAAGGAGCGAUGUUCGCUGGAGUGGCCGCCAUGGAACACCUUGUGUCUGCAUUAGGAGGACUACUGUUUGGAGAAAUAUACAAAGAUAGCUUGACCUUCCUCCCUGGAUUGGUGUUCUUAGUCAUAGCGGGACUUUUACUGAUUAUAUUAAUUCUGUCAGCGUUUCUGAAUGUGUGGAUGAAAGAUUGGCAUGGUAGAGAAAUGGACAUCACCAUUGAAGCAGAAAGCUAAAUUACUACUCAUGAAACCAGUAUUGUUAAGUUUAUGGAAUCCAUAGUCCCAUUAUAGAUAAAUCCCUAAAAUAUGUAUAAUAUACAGAAAACGGACAGGGUUUCACAGGGUUUAGAAAGGUACACUAUAUCAUAGAAAUGUGAUACACCACUGUUUGUUGUUGUCAUCGUAUGUCAUUAUACAUAAUCAGCAAAACCUUCAGUUAUAAAUGAAAAUGAUCUGAGUUGAUAAGGAUCUGUUCUAUAUCACGUCAACAUAAUUAUAUACAUUAUAUAUAUUUAUUACAUAAUGCAUUUGAUUUUCCUUAACCAUGCGCAAGGUAUAUUUUGAUUUAUUGCACGGCUAAAAUGACUAUUGCACGGUCACAUGCAAACUAUUGAACACCUGUGACAUUCCGGUAUUUAGUGCUUCCAUUUAAAGCAUCUAAGUCAAUCAGAUGUCAACACUGCCAGGCGACAGUCUAGUCUAGGCGACUUCUAGGCCUGAAGGAAAGUCGAGAUUUCUGUGCAAUAGUCCAGAAUAUUUGACCCUCGGUACUGGUAAUUGGCCGAUGUUCUAUUGCACGAGGCCGAACCACCCAUGAUAUAUUUGUAUAAUAUAAAACUGGGUUGAUAGUUGAUACUAGCAUUAUUUUGCUCAUUCUUUUGUUCUGACAACUUAUAAUUAACUGUUCAUAAAACUAAUAUAGGUUUAAACAACAGUACCAGAUUCUAAAAAAACCUGUUAAACUUGGUAUGGAAUAGAAACAAAAUUUCAGUGAAGAAUAUAUGCAACUUAUUGUUUUGUCAGAGAUGUAUUUAUUUAAGGAUGAUAAAAUUUCCUCUGCCAAAAAAUAUAAUGACCGACGAAAACACCAUGGGCACUUUGAGCCUAAGGAUAUUUUGAAUUGAUAUUACCCCGGUAGAUUCUCCUAGUUUAACCUAUUUCAUGAUAGUUUUCCAUGUAUUGCUUAAACUGAAAAUAUGUUGUAUUCAGAAUUGUUGACCAAAAUUUUGUUGUUAUAAGUUGACAUGUAUUCUGAACAAGGCAGACUUUAUUUAAUUAUAUAAGGCAAUAACAGUUGGAUUUGUAAAAAAAUGGCUUCUCAUUAAAGAUGAAACUUAAUGAAA